GUGCGCCCUGCUCUGGGGUUUGACUGCUAAGCAUGCUGGGUAAGGCUCAGCCAACUACUAGUAACCUGAACCUGGUGAAUGCUGAGGCCACUGAUACCAGAGCGGCUUCCGACAUCCACGACGGAAUUAAGAUGGCCGACCUUGUGGAAAGCCUGGAUGCCAGGGAGCUGGACUUCGAGGGGGGAGAGGAGCUUGAAUACGAUGGAAACAAUCUGGGUGACUGUCAAAUACCGUUUUCAGCGGUGUACGCCACGGUGGGCUUUAAGGAGGCCGAUGCAAGGGUCUACAUGCCCACUGUGCCCAUCACCGCCCGGAUCCUGGAGGUGGAGCGCUUCACGGCGGCACAGGAACGCUCCAAUUUGUCCCACCAUCGGAGUGUCAACAAGUCUCUGCCGGCUGUGUUUAGGAUUGAGAUGAAACAUGGCGAGUUUACGUGGGUCAUUAAGAGGAAGGAGAAACACUUCAUGGAGCUGCACAGAGAGCUGAGGACAUACAAAACCUUCCUUAGGAUACCACUGCCAUCACGCAACCACACCGUGAGGAGGAAGACCGUGAGGAAGAGCGAGGUGAGGGAGAUGCCCUCGUUGCCCAGGGGGGGAGGAGACGAGCUGGUGCGAGACGAGCAGGUCUCCAGCAGGAGAAGACAGUUAGAGGACUAUUUGAACAAGCUGCUGAGGAUGGCCAUGUACCGCAAAUACCACCAUACUAUGGAGUUCAUUGACGUCAGCCAGAUGUCUUUCAUUCAUGACUUGGGGCCCAAAGGACUAGAAGGGAUGAUCUACAAGCGUUCAGGAGGACAUCGUAUACCUGGACUGAACUGCUGCGGCCACGGUCAGGCUUGUUACCGCUGGUCCAAACGCUGGCUGGUGGUGAAGGAUUCCUUCCUGCUGUACAUGAAACACGACUCGGGAGCGAUCUCCUUUGUCCUGCUGGUGGAUAAAGAGUUCAGCAUCAGGAUGGACUCCAAAGACACAGAGACUAAACAUGGAGUCCGGAUUGAUAGUCUAUCCAGGACGCUCGUGUUUAAGUGCAGCAGCUACAGACACGCCCGCUGGUGGGGUCAGAGCAUCGAGAGCUUCGUGAGGAAUCAUGGGAAGGCUUUCCUCCGAGAUCACCGCUUUGGAUCGUUUGCACAAGAAGAAGAAAACAUCCCUGCCAAAUGGUAUGUGAACGGGAAGACGUACAUGGAGGACGUGGCCGAUGCUUUGGAAGAGGCCACAGAAGAAAUCUUUAUCACCGACUGGUGGCUGAGUCCAGAAAUCUUUCUGAAGAGACCUGUGGUCGAGGGCAACAGGUGGAGGCUAGACUGCAUCCUCAGACGCAAAGCACAACAAGGCGUGCGGAUCUUUGUGAUGCUGUACAAGGAAGUGGAGCUCGCCCUGGGCAUCAACUCAGGCUACAGCAAAAGGACGCUUUUGCACCUGCACCCCAACAUCAAGGUGAUGCGUCAUCCGGACCACGUCUCGUCCUCCGUCUACCUGUGGGCCCAUCAUGAGAAGAUUGUGGUUAUUGACCAAUCCGUGGCCUUUGUGGGCGGGAUCGACCUGGCGUACGGUCGCUGGGACGACAGAGAGCAUCGGCUGACAGACGUGGGCAGCGUGACCCGCUCUGUGGCCUUUGAGCAGGCUGGCUCCACCAACUCUCCGUCCGAUAAGGGAGUGUCUUCUGUUGAUGGCGUCUCACGGAGCAAUGGAAGAGGGAUGCCACCCACCGACUCUGUGGAGUUACCCAAACUGAAAGGAGUUGGUCGUAGCAGGAUGGCUCGCUUCAGUCUGUACAGACACCUGCAUAAACACGCUCUGCAGCAUACUGACAGUGUCAGCAGUGUGGACAGUGCAGGGAGUACUUCUGGUCAGAGCCUUAAGACUGGCGUUGGGGAGUUACAGGGAAACACCCGUUUCUGGCACGGCAAAGACUACUGCAACUUUGUCUACAAGGACUGGAUCCAGCUGGAGAAACCUUUUGAUGACUUUAUCGACAGAUACACCACUCCCAGGAUGCCUUGGCACGACAUUGCCUCAGUGGUUCAUGGACGAGGAGCCCGGGACGUGGCGAGGCACUUCAUUCAGCGAUGGAAUUUUACCAAGAUCAUGAAACCAAAGUAUCGCUCACUGUCUUAUCCAUUCCUCCUGCCGAAGUCUCACUCCACUGCCAAUGAGUUCAAAUAUCAAGUACCUGGGUGUGUGAACGCUAAAGUGCAGGUUCUGCGGUCAUCAGCAGACUGGUCAGCCGGCAUCAAAUAUCACGAGGAGUCCAUCCAUAAUGCCUACAUCCAGGUUAUCGCCAAAAGCAAGCACUACAUCUACAUAGAGAAUCAGUUCUUCAUCACUUGUGCAGACAAUAAGACGGUCUACAACAAGAUCGGUGACGCCCUCAUUGAAAGGAUCAUCAGAGCCCAUAAGGAAGGGAAGAAGUACCGUGUGUACGUGGUCACGCCUCUGCUUCCUGGCUUUGAAGGAGACAUUACCACCGGGGGAGGAAACGCCAUCCAAGCUGUGAUGCACUUCAACUACAGAACUAUGAACCGAGGAGAAUACUCCAUCAUCACCCAGCUGAAGAAGGAGAUGGAUGAUCAGUGGAUGAACUACAUCUCCUUCGCUAGUCUGCGGACCCACGCGGAGCUGGAGGGACGCCUCGUCACAGAGCUCAUCUACGUCCACAGCAAAAUGCUCAUCGCUGACGACAACACAGUCAUCAUCGGUUCUGCUAACAUCAACGACCGGAGCAUGCUCGGUAAACGUGACAGUGAGGUAGCUGUCAUUUUUGAGGACUCUGAGAGCGUUGCCUCAGUGAUGGACGGACAGGAGUAUGAAGCAGGACCUUUUGCACUUCAGCUGCGUCUCGAAUGUUUCAGGACUAUCCUCGGAGCCCACACAGACACCAGCGUCGACGUGUCCGACCCCAUCAGUGACCGGUUCUACAAGGAGGUGUGGAUGACUAUAUCUGGCCGCAAUGCUACCAUUUAUGAGAAGGUGUUUCGUUGCCUUCCCUCUUCCCUGGUGAGGAAUAUGUCAGAGCUGGAACAGUUCCAAUCCAAGCCCGUUUUGGCCCAGACCGAUGUGGCCCGCGCCCAGGAGGAGCUGCGCAAAAUCCGAGGCUUCCUCGUCCAGUUUCCUCUAGACUUCCUGUCUGAGCAUAACCUGAUGCCUUCUGUUGGAACCAAGGAGGCCAUGGUCCCGACAGAGAUCUGGACUUAAGGGACAUGAACUCACCGCGGUUAACAACUGGCGAGAGACCAGAGUCAGACCUAUUUUUCCCUGUCCUUCAAAGACUUGGCGCCACUGAGAGAUCUCUCAAACCUGUUGCUACAGAAGAACACUAAAACGUAAAACUUAUGAUAUGAAGCUUGAUGUAUGAAGAACAAACAUUCAGCCUUAAGAACUGAAUACUAACUGCAUUCAAACUGAAGAAAACAGUGCAUUUUGGGAAUCAAUUUUAAGUCUAGAUGGUGAGUUUGAACUGAACACAGCCAGAGUUUCAAAGGGACCACAAAGAGGAAGUGAAAACAAUUUAAUGACGCUAACAAGAAUUUUGUUAUUUACUAAGAAAAAAAAUAACCACAUCAGAUAUGGAGAUGCAUGAGUCACCAAGUUCGUAAUGUAAGUAGUUGAUGCUUUGUGCAGAGUUGUUGAGCAGCGUAUGUGCAGCUUUUUACAAAUUCUCAGAGUUUGAAGGCAUGUGAUCUUACGUGGAUCUGAAGUUUUAUUUAUCCAGCAGUGAUGCAUGAGUUAAUCAUCAAACUGUGUUCUUAAAGAAGCCAUACAGUGUGUACAAACUGAACAUUUGGUUUUAACAGUAAACCACUCUUCAGAUAGUGAAUUUUAUUUUAUUUAUUUAAAAAUUUUUAUGAAAAUUGUCUGAACACCUGAACAUUCAAAAACAAGCAAUCAAAAACACUACCUAGUUUGGAUUUUAUUUUUGAAUGAUGAAGGUAAAAAUCAAACAAAAGUGGCUAAAUGAGACAAUCAGGAUGUACUUUUCCUUUUUGCUCAGCAGAUGGUGCAAGCUCCUGGGGGAAAAACAAACAAUAUUUUCCGCAGGGCAUUUUGAUGCCCUGUUGCCAAAGAGCAAAACAUGGUUUAUAUAAAAAAAAAGGUUAUAAUUCAGCCCAUUGAACAGAGAGUAGUCGAUGAGAUUGGUCAUAUUUUCAAGGUUUGACUGAAACAGCAUAAAAUCAGGUUUAAACUAGUGGUGGUGGCCCAGUACCAGCAUUUUUACAAGUACUAGUAUAAAAUACAGCAAAACCAUUACCAGUAUUGAAACUGGGAUACUAGUGUCGAUACUCCAAUAAAUGUGUCACAGUUUACAUUUCAAGUGAAAAAUUUGUUCCAUGUUUAAGAAAUUUAUACAAGUUGAUAGAAAAUCUUUUUUUUAUUUUAAAAUGUCACAACAGUGUACAUCAGGCUGUGUAUUUGGUUUGAUCCAGUCAGAGGGGCUAUAGGCCAUAAAUAAGGAGAGUCAUCUUGUUCUAAAUAAAAUAAAUGUUUUUAAAUUAAUUGUGUAAUGUUUGGGUUCUAACUCAGUAAGUAUUUGCUAUUGCUGAGCUCUCAAACAGAAGUACUUGUACUCAGUUUGAGAAAUACUUGAAUUGGGGCACCCCUAGUUUAAAACCUCCAACUCUCUGGUUAGAGGACAGCUGCUCCAACCACUCUGCCACAGCCGCCCUAUAAUUUAUGAGCAAUAUUUUGCAUUACAUAACAACUCCUUCCUUUACUGUUUCUGACAGUUGCUGUCUGACAGGAAGAAAACAUUUCCUCUAAUGGUCCAAGUUUCAGGACAGCUGUAGGUUUUACUUGGAAUAUUUGUCCCAUCGUGUUUCAACACGAACCUCAUCUAAAUGAGAAGUUUAAACGGUAACUUCCUUACCAUCCGUUAAAUUCUAUUUCAUGUAAGGAUGGUAUAGAAUGUUUCUGUUUGGGCAUCGAUGUCACAAUCACUGGUUCUGAUUUAAAAGAAGCGGGCUGUGGGACGUUUUGUUGAAAAGUAGGUUUUUUUGUUUAAUGGGACCAGAAAAUAUGUGUUGCGAUGAAGCUUGGAAUCAAUGUAAUUUAUGUUUUGGAUAAAUGUUUGAUUUUCUCAGUUGUUUUCUCUCUGUAUUUGUCAAAAAACUUAUUUAUAAAAUAUAAAGCAUUUUCCAUUCUUUAAUCUUCCUUUUUAAUAUCAGUAUAGUUGUAUUAAUUGUGGUUUUGUAAAGGUAAAUUCUGUUUUUUUUUUUUGUUUUUUAUAACCACUAUGCAGAUGUUACUUUUAACUCGAUAAAUUGUUCUUGGUGUCUGUUUUUUGCUAUUAUUUGCACAAUCCAAAGUAUUUUUAAUUUCCAUCUGUUCAUUUUAAAUGGUGUAAUUAAAUGGCUUCAACGUAAAAUUA
Messenger RNA from Austrofundulus limnaeus, 5367 nucleotides. It is a transcript of the gene pld1a, whose product is annotated as phospholipase D1a. Gene Ontology annotation, cellular component: intracellular membrane-bounded organelle; plasma membrane region. The record is from RefSeq and is a predicted model, not a curated record. Gene Ontology annotation, biological process: regulation of microvillus assembly; intracellular signal transduction; phosphatidic acid biosynthetic process. Gene Ontology annotation, molecular function: D-type glycerophospholipase activity; phosphatidylinositol binding. Lineage: Eukaryota; Metazoa; Chordata; Actinopteri; Cyprinodontiformes; Rivulidae.